Molecule: messenger RNA, 800 nt
Organism: Aplysia californica (California sea hare)
Lineage: Eukaryota; Metazoa; Mollusca; Gastropoda; Aplysiida; Aplysiidae
Source: RefSeq, a predicted model, not a curated record
GGACAAUUCUCUAUCCUGACUGCCGUUGCCUCUCUGGUUUCUAUUCUCACCUUUGACCAGGACGAGUGGAAAUAGGCUAUAGAGACACAAUGCUCCACCUGGUGGUACUGGUGGCCCUAGCGGCCUCACCGGUCAGAACUUCGGGGAAGAAACCCAGGCCAGUCGUUCGACGUGUUCGGUGACGGAGGCAGCUAUUACUUGGCGUUUCGGGGAACGGCCGGAGUCGGAAGGUCUGUCUACGACGCUUACGUGAAGGACGAUGCCAUCAACUACGAGCCAUGCUGUAAACAGGUGAACGGUUCUUUGCCUUGCAGUGCUCACUACCGAAACAACGCCAUCUUGGAUGACUGGCAGUUCAUUGAGGAGGUGGUAUUGGCUGUGUAUGAGCGUGGUGUCAUCAAACAGGCCUUGACCUUUGACGCCGCCGGCACAGACUACCUGUCCUGGUUCAGUCCUGGAAAUCUCAAGGGCGCUGGAAAGUGGGAGGAUCUGAAGGAAAAAACCACCAACUUCUUCUCCAUUGCUGGGGAUGCGGGCUUGAAACGCCGCUUCUACAUUAACCAAAUAUACUUGGGCUGUCUGGCUGAUAUUGGUUGGUUCAUGGCCAUGGAUAACCCUCUGCCCCCAUGUCAGUAUGAAAAGCAUUCGUCUUACCCACAGUUCUUAUACAGCAGUGGCACCGGACGUAUGACAUGGUCUUCCAGCGGGGAACUCGCUCAAGCUGACGUCAUGGCUGUGUUUGUCAAGUUUUAUAAAGGCUGCUCUGCUUAGUUUAAGACAGGCCCAGCUAAAGUUUCCAA